GGCGCCGCCCGCCCACCGCCCCGGCCACAGCCCCUGCGCCCACGGCGACAGCCGCAGCGACAGCGGCGGGGGACGCUGCUGAGUCGACGAGAGGGCAGCCUGGCCACCGGACCUACGUACUCGCCUUGCUGAUGGUCUAUUUUUAUAAGAGUUUACAACUUUUCUAAGAACUUUUGUAUACAAAGGAACUUUUUGUUUUUUUUAAAGAAACAUCUUCAAUUUAUAUUUAAUCGGAAGAAGAAGCAUCUCGGGCAAUUCGGGGUUUUUGGUUUUAGCUUCGUUUCUAAGGUUUACCCCCACCCUUCGCUGGCUUUGGGGUUCGGGUACCCUCGCUGCUUCGAGCUCCCGAGGACCGUCUGGGCCCCCACAUUAAUGAGGCAGCCACCUGGCGAGUCUGACAUGGCUGUCAGCGACGCGCUGCUCCCGUCCUUCUCCACGUUCGCGUCUGGCCCAGCGGGAAGGGAGAAGACACUGCGUCCGGCAGGUGCCCCGAAUAACCGCUGGCGGGAGGAGCUCUCCCACAUGAAGCGACUCCCCCCGGUGCUUCCCGGCCGCCCCUACGACCUGGCGGCGGCGACUGUGGCCACAGACCUGGAGAGCGGCGGAGCCGGCGCGGCUUGCGGCGGUAGCAACCCGGCACUCCUGCCCCGGAGGGAGACCGAGGAGUUCAACGACCUCCUGGACCUAGAUUUUAUUCUGUCCAACUCGCUGUCCCAUCAGGAGUCGGUGGCCGCCACCGUGUCUUCGUCGGCGUCUGCCUCUUCCUCGUCCUCCCCGUCGACCAGCGGCCCUGCCAGCGCGCCCUCCACCUGCAGCUUCAGCUACCCGAUCCGCGCCGGCGGCGACCCGGGCGUGGCGCCGGGCGGCGCGGGCGGCGGCCUGCUCUAUGGCCGGGAGUCUGCGCCCCCUCCCACGGCUCCCUUCAACCUGGCGGACAUCAACGACGUGAACCCGUCCGGCGGCUUCGUGGCCGAGCUCCUGCGGCCCGAAUUGGACCCGGUGUACAUCCCGCCGCAGCAGCCGCAGCCGCCAGGUGGCGGGCUGAUGGGCAAGUUCGUGUUGAAGGCGUCGCUGAGCGCGCCCGGCAGCGAGUACGGCAGCCCGUCGGUCAUCAGUGUUAGCAAAGGCAGCCCCGACGGCAGCCACCCGGUGGUGGUGGCGCCCUUCAGCGGCGGGCCGCCGCGCCUGUGCCCCAAGAUCAAGCAGGAGGCCGUCUCUUCGUGCACCGUCGGUCGGCCCCUGGAGGCGCACUUGGGCGCCGGACCCCCUCUCAGCAACGGCCACCGGCCGACCGCACACGACUUCCCCCUGGGGCGGCAGCUCCCCAGCAGGACUACCCCGACCCUGGGUCCCGAGGAACUGCUGAGCAGCAGGGACUGUCACCCUGCCCUGUCGCUCCCUCCGGGCUUCCAUCCCCACCCCGGGCCCAACUACCCGCCCUUCCUGCCGGAGCAGAUGCAGCCGCAGGUGCCGCCGCUCCAUUACCAAGAGCUCAUGCCACCUGGUUCCUGCUUGCCGGAGGAGCCCAAGCCAAAGAGAGGCAGGAGGUCGUGGCCGCGGAAAAGGACAGCCACCCACACUUGCGAUUACGCGGGCUGCGGCAAAACCUACACAAAGAGUUCUCAUCUCAAGGCGCACCUGCGGACCCACACAGGUGAGAAGCCCUACCACUGUGACUGGGACGGCUGUGGGUGGAAGUUUGCCCGCUCCGACGAACUGACCAGGCACUACCGCAAACACACCGGGCACCGCCCGUUCCAGUGCCAGAAGUGCGACCGGGCCUUCUCCAGGUCGGACCACCUCGCCUUACACAUGAAGAGGCACUUUUAAACCCCACACGGUGGACAGGACCCACACUGCCAGAAGCGAGUUCAGUAUUUUUCGCCUUUCACACUGUCUUCCCGAGGAGAGGGGAGCGCAGCCGGAAAGCACUACAGUCAUGGUCAAGUUCCCCGCGAGUCAGCUUGUGAGCGGAUAAUCAGGAGGAAAGAGGAAUCCAGAAGACAAAAAUCAAAGGACAUUUCGGGUCUGUGACUGGAUCUUCUACCAUUCCAAUUCCAAAUCCAACUUGAAUAUUCCUGGACUUAACAAGGAACACCCAGGGGGGUGACUGGAAGUUGUGGAUAUCAGGGUAUCGAUUAGAUCCAUGAGUUGGGGGGGUGGGGAGGGAAGACCAGAAUUCCCUUGAAUUGUGUUUUGAUGCAAUAUAAGUAUAAAGAUCACCUUGUAUUCUAUUUGCCUUCUAAAAGCCAUUAUUACCAUGUUAGAAGAGG
Lepus europaeus (European hare) is the source of this 2273-nucleotide messenger RNA. RefSeq names its product KLF transcription factor 4 (gene KLF4). Bases 373 to 1830 code for a protein of 485 amino acids. Lineage: Eukaryota; Metazoa; Chordata; Mammalia; Lagomorpha; Leporidae. The transcript is spliced from 5 exons. Gene Ontology annotation, molecular function: RNA polymerase II cis-regulatory region sequence-specific DNA binding; DNA-binding transcription factor activity, RNA polymerase II-specific. Gene Ontology annotation, biological process: regulation of transcription by RNA polymerase II. The record is from RefSeq and is a predicted model, not a curated record.